This is a messenger RNA of Hipposideros armiger (great roundleaf bat), 6290 nucleotides long. RefSeq names its product zinc finger with KRAB and SCAN domains 2 (gene ZKSCAN2). The transcript is spliced from 7 exons. NCBI's taxonomy places the organism in Eukaryota, Metazoa, Chordata, Mammalia, Chiroptera, Hipposideridae. Gene Ontology annotation, molecular function: RNA polymerase II cis-regulatory region sequence-specific DNA binding; DNA-binding transcription factor activity, RNA polymerase II-specific. Gene Ontology annotation, biological process: regulation of transcription by RNA polymerase II. The record is from RefSeq and is a predicted model, not a curated record. The coding region runs from base 490 to 3261 and encodes 923 amino acids.
CGCUCUCCCCCCAGGGGCGGAACCGCCUCCGGCCUCCGCUCGGCGUGCGGAGGUUCCCUGAGGCCGGCGGGGCCGCCGCGCGCCCGCAAGAGCGCGGCGCUGCCCGGGACCCCGCCGGCCUGCAGCGGCCUGGACGCCACGCCUCCGCCCCGCCCGCUGGGCCGCGCCUCCAGGGCCCGGCCGGGCCCUGACACACCCCCUGCCCCCGCGCCGCCGGUCCUCUCCCGGCCCCGCAGCCUCGCCGUGUCCGACACGGCGCGAGCAGAGAGGCGCCCCCGGGCACCACAUCGCGGGGAGACACCUUGUUCGGAGCGGAGGCCGAGUCUGGGGACCUCGGGGCGUCCAGUCCCCGUUCCACGGGCCGAGGGCGGGUGUGAACGGCGAGCCUGAGCGCCCGCCCCGCUGGCCCUGCCCUUCCCCCCGGCCCGCUGAGCGGUUUGCCCCCGAGCAGACGCGAGCUGACCCCCGGGCCGCGGCGCGGACGCACGGAUGGACGCCCCGCCGGAGCUGGAGGGCCGCCUGGUCAUGCAGGCGGAGAAGGAGCCCGCGUGGGCGUCGGGGCCCGGCCUGGAGGAGCCCGGGCGCGCGGAGCCCGAGACCUUCCGCAGGUGCUUCCGGCAGCUCUGCUACCAGGACGUGAGCGGACCCCGCGAAGCGUUCAGCAAACUGUGGGAGCUCUGCUGCCGGUGGCUGCGGCCGGAAGUGCGGUCCAAGCAGCAGAUCCUCGAGCUGCUCGUCAUCGAGCAGUUUCUCACCAUUUUGCCCGAGAAGAUGCGGGCGUGGGCACAGACGCGGCGUCCGGGAAGCGGGGAGGAGGCGGUGGCCCUGGUGACACAUUUGGAGAAGGAGGCGGGACGGCUGAGGCAGCAGGUGGGCAGUCCUGGGCACUCAGAGAAGCGAGCCCCACCUGCAGCGGCAUGGGAUGCGGUGGACUUUCAGCCACAGAGCCAGCCCAAAGUGCUGUCCCGGGAAGGAGCUGGCAGCCUCCACGCAGGACACCGGCAGCCGCUGAGCCAAAAGAGGGAGCACCAGCCCUCAGCCAAGGAUGCGUGUCCUUUUCCCUGGGUGCCAGCCCCAGCUGGAGAAUGGGACACCACAGACCAGGAAGGGACAGCCACCCGGCUUCCUGUUGGGUCUCAGGAGCCCCAGAAGGACGUCCACAUGGCGAGAGGCUCUUCCUGCAGAAAGCGUAUGCGUCAGGUCGCUGCCCACAGAGGCCUCCACCAGGACCUUAGGAAAGACGGGGCCGGGAAUGUGGCCUCCCCGGGAAGUGCAGAGUCUCCCUCUAACAAGAGAGCCCUGUCAGAGCCGAGAAAGGAACCGUGGGCCGCAGGCCUGCAGCCCUCUGAUGGCAGGACCGUCCUGAGGAGUGGCUACAUCCGAGAGAAGUCGGCUGGUGCCGGGCAGCUUCCUGCCAGGAACGUGGGCAGGACAUGGAGAGAGCAGCAGCAGUGGGGCUUGGAGGACGAGAAGGUGGCAGGCGUGCACUGGAGCUACGAGGAGACCAAGACUUUCCUUGCCAUCCUCAGAGAGUCCCGCUUCUACGAAACGCUUCAGGCAUGCCCCCGGAACAGCCAGGUGUACGGGGCCGUAGCGGAGUGGCUGCGGGCGUGUGGCUUCCUGCGGACCCCCGAGCAGUGCCGGACCAAGUUCAAAAGCCUCCAGAAGAGCUACCGCAGAGCGAGGAGCGGCCACAUGCUCGAGCCCUGUGCCUUCUUUGAGGACAUGGACGCGCUGCUGAACCCCGCAGCCCACGCAUCGUCCCCUGGCAAGUCGAAGGCGGCUGUGUCUCUCCCCAGUCUGCAGGGCUCGGGGCUCGGUGCUGAGGGGCGCAUCGGUCUGCUGGUGGAGGAAGGAGCCGCAGGAGACUCUGACGAGGAGGAAAGCAGCCUCGAGUUUAUCCGGAAGCCUGAGGUCCGUGGCGCCCCGGUCUUGUUCCAGAACCUGAGUGGCGUGCACUGGGGCUACGAGGAGACCAAGACCUUCCUGGACAUCCUCCGUGAGACUCGGUUUUACGAAGCGCUCCAGGCCUGUCACCGGAAGAGCAAGCUGUACGGGGCAGUGGCAGAGCAGCUGCGUGCGUGCGGCUUCCUGCGGACCCCCGAGCAGUGCCGGACCAAGUUCAAAAGCCUCCAGAAGAGCUACCGCAGAGUGAGGAGCGGCCACGUGCUCGAGCCCUGCGCCUUCUACAAGGAGAUGGACGCGCUCAUCAACGCUCGGGCUCCUGUCCCUUCUCCCUCAAGGCCAGAAAGACAGGGUCCUGAGACCGAACCCCAAGAGCCUCCAGGCUGGGAACUGGAGGAGACGGCCCAGGAGGCAGUGGGAGACGAUUGUGGCGGCAAGAGAACGAGCGAGGAGGGAACUGUGCUCAAGUCGGACUGCCGGGGCUCUCCGGGGCCCCUGCAGAGCCCACGUGGUUUUGAAAUUGGAGGCCGUAUGAAGGAGGAUGCCAUGCAGGUGAUCUGUGAGGACAUGGAGCAGCACAGGCCAUUACUCGGCAAGUCAAAAAGGGUUGUCACCUCCCAGAACAGCGACCCAGGUAGGUGCCGCAAAAGGGAGAGCAUCUCAGGGAGACAAUGGGAGGCCCUCCAAGGAACACGGCCGCCGGGGAAGCUGGGGGCCCAGCCCCGAGACCUGGGGAAAGCUCUGGUGCCUCCAAGGCCCUUCCCGGGGAGGAGGCCCUACAGACUCCUCAAGUACGGAGACAGCUCUGGAAGGGGCGCUCGCCUCCUGUGCCGGGCGACCCACCAGAAGGAGAACCCUCACCAGUGCGCUGUCUGCGGGAAGCGCUUUGGGGGCAGCAGGAGCCUGACCCGACACCAGAGAGCCCACACAGGAGAGAGACCCCUCAAGUGUCCGGACUGUGGGAAAAGCUUUCAGGAUGCCUCCAACCUUGGUGCCCACCAGAGAAGCCACACGGCGGGGAAGCUCUAUCCGUGUGGGGACUGUGGGAAGGGCUUCCCCAGCAGCUCGCACCUGAGUGCACACCGCAGCAGGGUGCACGCCGGUGAGAGUCCCUACAAGUGCGUGGACUGCGAAAAGUCCUUCGGUACCUGUGCCCGCUUCCGAGAACCCCGGAGAGCACACACUGGAGACAGGCCCCACGCCUGUGCACUCUGUGGCAAGCGUUUCAGCAAGAGCUCCGUGCUGGGCAAGCACCGGGAGACUCACGGGAGGGAGAAGCCGCCACCGCCUCCUCCCGGGCCCCCCCCAGAGGCCCCCCAGAAGGGGAAGAGCAGCGAGCUCAGGAAGACUUUCUGACGGCCGCCUCCCUUCCUAGAUGUUCCUGUAGACGCUUCAGCCUCCUCUCAGUCCUGGGAGCAGCCUUUUCUUAGCCGUAAAGUAUAAUUCCCACGGUGAGCCUGAGGACAGAAACAGACAAGACUGGGCCUGUUCUCGCCUCGCACGUGACCACUCUGUUCCCCAUUCUGCGUGUCUCUGUGACCCCCACUGGUGUGGAGCAGACGCGUUGUCUCGUCCGGGCUGCAGCUCCUCCAGCGUGUCGAGGCCACUGCUGUGGGUCGCUCAGGACCUUCAUGCAGGAGUGUGUUCCCAGGGAGAUGGAGAUGUUGUAAGGCUCUGUGUCCACCGCAAGAGACCCGGAUGCAGCUUGAUCAGUUUCCCAUUUGGGUAGCACUUCGGGAGUCAGGGCAGAACCACGUCAAGCCCAUCUCGGCUCUGAGGAUGUUCACAGAGGAGACUGGGUGUUCGCUUCCUUCAGCAGUCGGUGGCAGUGAGACUCUCUAGUGUUGAGAAGUCCAUCCCGGUAGCUAGCGUAGAAUCCCAUGUUGUCCCUGAAGUCACGUCACUGACGCCUUGCCCUCCGUGGGGAAAAGAAGCCCCGGGUCACCCAUCACCUCUGUGCACCGGCCUUUCCUGCCCCUGAAGACGGAAUCCCGUGGCCACUGCUGCUCCGGCCGAUAAGUGGUCCACUUCCUGUGGCCAUUCCCACACGUCCUGCUCUUCCGUCUUCGGGUUCCUGUGCCCCGCCCGACUCUUCUAAGCUGUCACGCCACCUCACACCCACUCAGCUCAGGCCCCCGAUACGACUCGGCAAGAUAAAGUAGGCUUCAGAACAUUCGCGUUCUCCCCUGGAACCUCUGGUUCUGCUAGAACACAGCUGUACUGGCCUAUUUAUGCCUCCCAGCCCCCGCUGUGGUAUAAUGUCACAUGAGCAUAGUUUUCUGAAGCUUUAAGGGGCCGGAAGAAUGAGGUAGGAGCCUGGAACAUUAAACAUCCCUGAGACCAGCUGGACGCCUCAGCCCUGGUCCCCUCAGGUCGGCGGCACUGCGUCCAGAUCAUCACCGCCAGGGCCGGCCGGCCACAUCCGCUGUCCUUUCCUUAGGCACUCUCUCACUUGAAGACACAGGAGGUCAUCUCUUUCCCCGAGUGCGUUGGCAUCUGUUCAGACGUGUGCGGAGUCCGGGGCGCGGGCCGUGGAGGAAGCCCAGCUCGCAGUGCCAGCGGAGGGGGUGGGUGCUGGGAGGCGGGGACGCAGGGAGGCGUUGAGAAGUGCUCUCUGCACACCUGCCAAAACGCGGUGCUCCUUCACUCCUGGACAGAUCAAGCUGCUCUGUGCUGAGCGACAGCCCUCGGUGGUACGCAGCUUCGUGGGUGUGCUGUGCCCAGGAAGGGGUGUGUGCCCGUGGGCAUGUGCUGUAGGUGCCUGUGGGGGCGCUCCGGCUCUGGAGUGAGGUGCACAGUGACAGACGGCACCCCUUAGCAAUACGCACACAGGGUGGGUGACGAGUGAUGGACACGUGGCUCCGACCAGGUGGCUUGUUCCUGCUUCCGCCCUGAGCACUGUGGUGUGUAAGGCGCGUUCUCCACACAGUGAGGGGACACCAGUGAGAAAAGGGAGCGUGGAGCCUGUGCUUGAGGGACUUGAAACGUGAUACAGGACAGGGUGGUGCCAACCACCUGCGUGUCUGUGUCCAUCACAACAGCUCGUGACUCGAGCCUGACAGUGUCCCUUCCCUGCAGAGGGGUUUCUCCAACUGCCUGCCUCAAACGCCCCAGUGGCAGGAGAGGGACAGAGCCCUCCAUCUGCAGUGGGACACGCCAAUCCGAUCUGUUCGGUCUCGUGUGUCUGGGAUCAAGCGGAGUGGACUUUGGGUUCCCCUCCUGGCACUCCCGAUGGCGAGUGGGCUCUAUGGACAUGUAUUAAAUGAGCGUCAUGACCUCAUGACCUUCGUGUCUGUUCUGAGGAAGCAGAAGGUCCUGCCCACCGUUAGACCAAGACUGUGCAUUUUAUCUUUGUUCAGCUGGGGCGUGAAAGUCAAAGUGAAUAGGUGUGCAGUAUCACAUAGCUUCACCUUUAUGAAGAUCCACAGGAAAAGGUUUCAGUACCAGGGAAAGUUCCGGGCCUAAGCAGAAAAAAAAGGUUAUCUUACAAACACUGUGAUUUUUAUAACUUACUCUUUUUCUCUCUUUGUUCUGGCUGCUGGAAAGCACAACAAAAUGUAUAACCCACCUCAGCCAACUACCUGAAACCUUUAUUUAUUUAACCCUGUCUUAUUUCUUUGAAGUUGUCCCAAACCCUUUUUUUUAAACGGCGUAAACGAGCAGACGCUUUGUUCUCUGGCAUGUCCACCAAGGCACCUGGACGCUGGCCAUGCCCCCUGCCAGGCGUGCUCUCAGCCUCACGGGCCCUGCAGAGCCUGUGGGGACUCAGUCACACAUGCAGCCUGAUGUGUUCUGUGGAAGGAAACCCCGCUUGUUUAAAGAGGAAAACGUCACACACACAGGCCGCCCAGGGCCGCUGCCGUGCUGGAAUGGGCACUCCAGCGGAAGCCAAAAGUUUGGUCUUGUUCCAGCCACUUCCUGAGUGGUGUUGGACAGACUGUAGCCCCCUCUGGGCCUGAGCACCAUGUCUGAGGAGAGCUUGAACUUGGCUGCCAAGACUGCUCCAGCCCUGGUGUUUUGAGGCUGGGGAGCAAUCUUGGGUGAGGAGGGGGCCGUAAGGCCAGGUGUCCGCCUGACCCCCACCGCACACAGCCCCAUUUCCUGCCUCAGGCGGGCACAGGGGUGCAGUGUAUGGUCCGGAGCCUGCUCAGAGAGAAGCAUGGACCACUCACGUCAGCAGCAGGCGGCCCCCAGGCACCUCAAUAGCUGCGUGAGGAAACCUACUGUGUGUGGCCUGGAGCCCAGUGUCCGGCCAGGGAAGCCCCACAUGUGUGGCCUGUGAGGUCCAUCUGCACACAUGCUGGUGUGCUGUCUGUCCUCUGUGGUGUGUCACUUAGAUGUCUUCUUGAAAACCUGUGUGUGAAAUAAAUGUCUACAGUACUUGA